Molecule: messenger RNA, 1245 nt
Organism: Erigeron canadensis
Lineage: Eukaryota; Viridiplantae; Streptophyta; Magnoliopsida; Asterales; Asteraceae
Product: short-chain dehydrogenase TIC 32 B, chloroplastic-like
Exons: 8
Coding region: 72-1100 (342 amino acids)
Source: RefSeq, a predicted model, not a curated record
AUCCCACUUUAUAUAUAUAUCUGCCAAAUACACAUCACAAGCUAGUCACACAAAUUAAGUAAAGCUAGAAAAUGAUUGAAAUGAUCAAGUACUUGAUUGGUUUCCCUGGCCCAAGUGGCUAUGGUUCCAAAUCCACUGCUGACCAAGUAGUCACUACUACUACUACUGCAGAUAUCGACUCAUGUCGUCAUGCUCACGAUGAUGAAUACUCUUCUUCUUGCACCGCCAUCAUCACCGGCGGGACAUCAGGAAUUGGAGCUGAAACAGCCAGAGUGUUAGCAAAACGUGGGGUUCGUCUUGUGUUGCCCACCAGGAACCUAAAAUCCGGGGAAGAGAUCAAGGCUCGUAUCCUGUCAGAAUUCCCAAAAUCCGAUAUCAUCCUCAUGACACUUGAUCUUAGCUCUCUUGGUUCCGUUAGGAACUUUGUUUCCGAUUUUCAAGCCCUCCAUUUGCCUCUUACUCUCCUCAUUAACAACGCUGGAAAGUAUUGUCACCAUCAUUGUGUAUCAGAAGACGGAAUUGAGAUGACCUUUGCCACUAAUUAUUUAGGUCAUUUUUUAUUGACGAAACUGCUGUUGAAGAAUAUGAUCGAGACGGCCAAGAUAACCGGAGUUCAAGGUCGAAUAGUAAAUGUGACGUCCGCCAUCCAUACCUGGGUUUCCGGUGACUUUAUUUCUUCUCUAGGCCGUGAAAGAACCGGCCCAGAUAAAAGUAGUCAGUACGAUGCAACACGUGCAUAUGCAAUCUCGAAGGUCGCUAACAUUUUGCAUACCAAGGAACUUGCUCGGAAACUCCAGCAAAUGGAGGCGAAUGUGAUCGUAAACUGUGUACAUCCUGGGGUCGUGAGAACUGGAUUAUUGAGAGAUCAUCAAGGCUUCAUUACAGAUCUCAUAUUUUUCCUGGCUUCAAAACUGUUGAAGACUGUUCCUCAGGCGGCUGCAACGACAUGCUAUGUUGCAACUCAUUCAAGGUUAAAAAAUAUGAGCGGAAAAUACUUUGUUGACUGCAAUGAAGCUUCACCGUCUAAACUGGCUUGCAAUCCGGAUGAAGGUGCUCGGUUAUGGUCCUUAUCUGAAAUCAUGGUUGAUUUCCGAUCAUGAACCCAACAAAGUGUUAUUCAUGCCGCCAAUUUCCAUGGAUUGAUUUUAUAGCUAAUGUACACAUUCUAUAGUGUCAAUAUUAAAUAAUUAAAGAUAUAAACGGUCGACGAUACUACUCAAUUAAUUGAUUAUGUAUAUUGUUAUA